CCCAGGAAUGUAUGUAAACCAAACCAGUUUCAAGGUUAAUUGAAUUGAACCCAUUCCUCCCCUACCAGUUUCGUCUUCUUAGCUUUUGCAGCCAUGGAAGGCACAAAACCUCAUGCAGCCCUACUCGCUAGCCCUGGCAUGGGUCACCUCAUCCCCGUUCUCGAGCUUGGAAAGCGCCUUAUCACUCAUCACGGCUUCCAAGUCACCGUUUUUGUGGUGGCAACUGAAGUCUCACCCGCCCAAUCCCUGCUGCUCCAACAAGCCACCACUCCUCAUCUCCCUAACUUGGUCUCACUUCCGGUGGUUAAUGACUCCAUCUUAGUCGACCCAGAAGCAUCUGUCCUUGAACAGCUGCUGUCUAUGGUACGCGGCUCCCUUCCACGGCUCCGCUCUGCAAUCUCGGCCAUGAAGGUUCCUCCAACCGUCCUCAUAGUCGAUAUGUUUGGUCUCGAAGCUUUCAAAAUCGCUAAUGAGUUUGAGAUGCUCAAGUACGUUUACAUUACUUCAAACGCAUGGUUCCUUGCUUUCACCGCAUAUUUACCCGUCCUCGAUAAGCUGGUGGAAACCAAAUGCUCUGAUCUCCAAGAACCCACUCGAAUUCCCGGGUGCAAGCCGUUAUGGGUAGAACAUGUAUUUGAGCCGGUUCUGGACAUCAAGAAUGAGAUGUACCACGCAUACAUGCGCAUGGCGGUUGAGAUCACCAUGGCCGAUGGAGUAUUGGUGAACACGUGGGAGAACCUGGAGCAUCCAACGCUUGCUGCCAUGCGCGAUGACAAACUCUUGGGCCAGAUAGUAAAGGCCCCCGUCUAUCCCGUCGGCCCACUUACUAGACCCAUAGAACCGACAGAUUCGGAGAACGGUGUAUUGGACUGGCUGGGCAUGCAACCCAGUGAAUCAGUAAUUUACGUUUCGUUUGGAAGCGGUGGAACUCUAUCAGCUAAGCAAACUACUGAGCUGGCUUGGGGUUUGGAGCUGAGCCGUCAAAACUUUGUCUGGGUGAUACGGCCACCCAUGGAUGAUGAUGCAGCGGCGGCUCUUUUCACAUCGGCGGACGGACGUGAUGGCAUCGCAGAGUACUUGCCUGAUGGGUUCUUGGAGCGGACCAAAAAGGUUGGAUGUGUGGUACCCAUGUGGGCCCCGCAAGCCCAGAUUUUGGGGCAUCCAUCGGUUGGAGGAUUCAUAACGCAUUGCGGGUGGAAUUCAACUCUGGAGAGUAUGGUGAAUGGGGUACCCAUGAUUGCAUGGCCACUCUACGCCGAGCAAAAGAUGAACGCAGUCAUGUUAACCGAAGAGCUGGGUGUGGCCAUCAGACCAAAUGUGUUUCCCACCAAGGGAGUGGUGGGCAGGGAGGAGAUAGCGACCAUGGUGAGGAGGCUGAUGGAGGACUCGGAAGGGAAUGCAAUAAGGGCUAAAGUUAAGGAAUUGAAAUACAGUGCCGAGAAGGCUUUAAGCAAGGGUGGUUCCUCCUACACUUCACUGUCUCAUGUGGUCAUGGAUUGCCAGAUGAUGAGCCGAUCAUCCCAGCAACCCUUGGAUAACAGAACCUCCACCAAUCCUCCAUCCCCGUCACUCAAAGGGAUGCACCUGACCACUGUGCGUUGAGGAGCACGUUAAUUAAUUAAUGGACCAUAGAAAUCAAGUAUCUGUUCUUCUCUUAAGUUUCCCAACUAUAUUUUAUAGGUUGUGGCUAAAGUGCCCUAUAAAGGUCUUCUUGAUUAUCCUAAUGACAAGGGUAUCGUUUUGUUACA
This is a messenger RNA of Vitis vinifera (wine grape), 1748 nucleotides long. Its product is annotated as anthocyanidin 3-O-glucosyltransferase 5. NCBI's taxonomy places the organism in Eukaryota, Viridiplantae, Streptophyta, Magnoliopsida, Vitales, Vitaceae. The transcript has a single exon. Bases 94 to 1602 code for a protein of 502 amino acids. Gene Ontology annotation, molecular function: UDP-glycosyltransferase activity. The record is from RefSeq and is a predicted model, not a curated record.